CCCCCUCAUUGACUGCACAUAGUUCCUGAAGACUUCAACUCGCUGCUCAACACUUGACAUAAGAGAAUGAAAAAGUUAAGAAUGAAGGUUGUUGUCCUACUAAUGCUGUCUUUGUGCCUCACACUGUCUGGGGCACAAGGUGAGGGGACCAGUUUAUCUAACAGUCAGCUUGAAACCUGCUCCUUCAUCAGUGAGCUGGCUGUGCUGAAGGUGAAACUAGACACCAUGGAUCAGAAGCUAGGAGCUGUGGAGACCAGGCUACAAGUCAGCGAGAGCCAGGUGGACAAACUGAACAGUGUGAACAAAGCUCAAGAAAAACAACUGAAAAAAUUAAAGAAGGACAUAGCCGCUGGUCAGCUAAAGGUGGCCUUCUCCGCAGCUCUAAGAACAUCUGGUUCUGGUUACAUAGGACCCUUCACCACUCACACACCCUUGCAGUACAAAAGAGUCUUCUCCAACUUCGGUAGUGGAUACAACCCCGCUACAGGGAUCUUCACAGCCAUGGUCAAAGGAGUGUAUUACUUCCGCUACACUAUGUUCUACAAUGGAAACGCCAACGCUGUCGUGGCUUUGAUGAAGAACGAGGAGUUUCUCGUGUCCACAUGGGACGCUGUGUCAGGAAGAACUGAAGACUCCGCCAGCAAUGCUGUCAUAGUGCAGCUGGAGGUGGGAGACAAUGUCUUCGCCCAGCUCUCAGCUAACAGGAACGUCUACGAAGAUGGCGGAAACUACAACACCUUCAGUGGGUUUCUACUCUUCACCAACUAAUAUUAACAAGUUUACAUUUCAUUUGGCUGUAAACAACAGAAGGGUUUUCAGAAAUUAUAUCACAACUGUAUGAAAGUAAAACGAAAUAAAAAGUCUAGUUGCACCCUGAA
Molecule: messenger RNA, 878 nt
Organism: Salmo salar (Atlantic salmon)
Lineage: Eukaryota; Metazoa; Chordata; Actinopteri; Salmoniformes; Salmonidae
Product: complement C1q-like protein 3
Molecular function (GO): protein binding
Source: RefSeq, a predicted model, not a curated record